Messenger RNA from Capsella rubella, 723 nucleotides. RefSeq names its product 60S ribosomal protein L18-3. The transcript is spliced from 5 exons. Lineage: Eukaryota; Viridiplantae; Streptophyta; Magnoliopsida; Brassicales; Brassicaceae. Gene Ontology annotation, cellular component: cytosolic large ribosomal subunit; ribosome. Gene Ontology annotation, molecular function: RNA binding; structural constituent of ribosome. The coding region runs from base 78 to 641 and encodes 187 amino acids. The record is from RefSeq and is a predicted model, not a curated record. Gene Ontology annotation, biological process: translation.
UGGUGGUAUAAAAACCCUAGGAUCAUUAUUUUCUCUGUUGAAGGUCGGCUGGUGCAGCACCACAUCCCCGGACGACAAUGGGUAUUGAUCUGAUCGCCGGAGGUAAGAGCAAAAAGACUAAAAGGACAGCUCCAAAGUCCGAUGAUGUCUACCUCAAGCUUACUGUCAAGCUUUACCGGUUUCUGGUAAGGAGAACUCAGAGCAAGUUCAAUGCUGUGAUAUUGAAGAGGCUAUUCAUGAGCAAAGUCAACAAGGCUCCUCUUUCUCUAUCUAGGCUUGUGGAAUUCAUGGAGGGCAAGGAAGAUAAGAUAGCUGUCUUGGUUGGAACUGUCACUGAUGAUGUGAGGGUACACGAGAUUCCAGCCAUGAAAGUCACUGCCUUGAGGUUCACAGAGAGAGCAAGAGCUCGCAUUGAGAAAGCUGGUGGUGAAUGCUUAACCUUUGAUCAGCUCGCUCUCAGAGCUCCAUUGGGCCAGAACACGAUUCUUCUUAGAGGACCUAAGAAUUCACGUGAAGCAGUCAAGCAUUUCGGUCUGGCUCCUGGUGUGCCACACAGCGACACAAAGCCAUAUGUUCGGCACAAGGGAAGGAAGUUCGAGAAGGCCAGAGGAAAGAGGAAGAGUCGUGGAUUCAAGGUUUAAGAAAGUUGUUGACAUCAUUGAACUUGAUUCUGGAGUAUUGUUGCUUCUUGAUCGCUUUUGUAAUCGGAUUUUUGUUAGACAA